GAAGCCCAGAGCCGCCGUCGUCGACGUCGCCAGUGCCUGCACCUCUGCUGCUGCCCGCGACCCCCCAGCCCCUCCGCCCGAGGCCCCGAGUCGGCCCUACCGCCGACCCCCGCUGGGCGCUGCGAGGCCCCUGGCGUUGGCAAGGCCGGGCCCGGCCCCGACGCCGCUCCGCCUCGCGCAGAUCCCGACUGUCUCGAAUCGCGUCUCAGCGCUGUCUUCUUUCCCAGGACUGGUUUCGUGGGGGCCGCAGGCGCGCAGACUCGCCCCCCGCCGGAGCGCCCCGGCCCGGCCCCGGAGCGGCCCCUUGUAGACGUUCGAGGAGCCAGCUGAGUGCCGUCCCGGCGCCCGACCGCCCACCGUCCGGCCCGCUUCUUCCUGAUGCAGACUGCCGUCCACUAGAGGCUGGACGGACCCCCGAGGUGAUUCAUGGCAGGGGACGUGGAAGGAUUCUGUUCCUCCAUCCAUGACACCAGUGUCUCUGCUGGGUUCAGAGCACUGUAUGAGGAGGGAUUGCUUCUUGAUGUCACUCUGGUUAUUGAAGAUCAUCAGUUCCAGGCCCAUAAAGCACUCUUGGCCACCCAGAGUGAUUACUUCAGAAUUAUGUUUACCGCAGAUAUGAGGGAGCGAGAUCAGGACAAAAUUCAUUUAAAAGGUCUAACUGCUACCGGUUUCAGCCACGUCCUUCAGUUUAUGUACUAUGGAACUAUAGAACUGAGUAUGAGUACUGUUCAUGAGAUUCUUCAGGCUGCCAUGUAUGUUCAACUUAUAGAAGUGGUGAAGUUCUGCUGCUCUUUUCUAUUAGCAAAAAUCUGCUUAGAAAACUGUGCAGAAAUAAUGAGACUCUUAGAUGAUUUCGGUGUAAACAUCGAGGGAGUCAGGGAGAAGUUGGACGCCUUUCUGCUAGACAACUUCGUACCACUCAUGUCCAGGCCUGACUUCCUGUCUUAUCUGAGCUUUGAGAAGCUCAUGUCUUACUUGGAUAAUGAUCAUCUGAGCAGGUUCCCAGAGAUAGAGCUGUACGAGGCUGUGCAGUCUUGGCUGCGGCAUGAUAGAAGACGCUGGAGACAUACCGAUACCAUCAUUCAGAACAUCAGGUUUUGUUUGAUGACCCCAUCCAGUGUUUUUGAGAAGGUUAAGACAUCAGAAUUUUAUAGAUACUCCCGACAGCUGCGCUAUGAAGUUGACCAAGCCUUGAAUUACUUUCAGAACGUUCACCAGCAGCCUCUGUUGGACAUGAAAUCAAGCCGCAUCCGCUCUGCCAAACCCCAAACUACAGUAUUCCGAGGCAUGAUUGGACAUAGCAUGGUUAACAGUAAAAUACUUCUCUUAAAGAAACCAAGAGUCUGGUGGGAACUGGAGGGCCCACAAGUACCUCUGCGUCCGGACUGCCUUGCUAUCGUGAAUAACUUCGUGUUCUUGUUGGGUGGGGAAGAACUGGGCCCAGAUGGCGAAUUCCAUGCUUCUUCCAAAGUGUUCAGGUAUGACCCGAGACAAAACUCUUGGCUCCGGAUGGCAGACAUGUCUGUACCACGUUCAGAAUUUGCAGUUGGUGUUAUUGGAAAGUUUAUUUACGCUGUAGCAGGCAGAACCAGAGAUGAGACUUUCUAUUCAACAGAGAGAUAUGAUAUCACCAAUGAUAAAUGGGAAUUUGUGGAUCCUUAUCCAGUUAACAAGUAUGGACAUGAGGGGACAGUGCUCAAUAACAAGUUGUUUAUCACUGGUGGAAUCACCUCAUCUUCCACCUCCAAACAAGUGUGCGUGUUUGACCCCAGUAAAGAAGGGACCAUAGAACAGCGGACCAGGAGAACUCAAGUAGUUACCAACUGUUGGGAGAAUAAGAGCAAAAUGAAUUACGCUAGAUGUUUUCACAAGAUGAUUUCUUACAACGGCAAGCUUUAUGUCUUCGGUGGUGUCUGUGUGAUCUUGAGGGCCUCUUUUGAGUCUCAGGGAUGCCCUUCCACAGAAGUGUACAACCCAGAGACUGAUCAGUGGACCAUCUUGGCGUCCAUGCCAAUUGGUAGAAGUGGCCAUGGUGUGACUGUGCUGGACAAACAGAUAAUGGUUCUUGGAGGCCUUUGCUACAAUGGUCAUUACAGCGAUUCUAUUCUCACUUUUGAUCCGGAUGAAAACAAAUGGAAGGAAGAUGAGUACCCGCGGAUGCCCUGCAAGCUGGAUGGUUUACAAGUAUGCAACCUGCAUUUUCCAGAAUAUAUACUGGACGAGGUCAGACGUUGCAACUAAUGGCAUCUUUCUCCCUUCAAUAAAGCCAAACAAAAAAUUUGUUUGAGACAAAGUAGUUAAUUAAAACACAUAAAGAAGAACCUCACUAGUUUUACUAUCAAAGCCAUUGGUCUAAUACAUGAAAAUGUUUUCAUUCUGUUCUCGCAUCCUGUUUUUUCUUUUUAGUGGCCUCAAACUCAUGCAAUAAGUCAAUUCUAAGCACUAGCUCUUGAAACUACUUCCAGAAGCAGUUUAAUAGAACGAUUCACUUAUCUGGGAAGUUGAUGUUAUGCUUUAAACAUUUCUUUCAAAUGUCAGUGUAGGAGUCAUGCAUCUUCUAAGAGAAGACCUGAUAAGUGUCACUGGAUGUAAUUUCAGUUCCUAUCUCUAUCUGAAAUCUUUUUGAACAUUUAUUUCGGUGUAUUGCAGUCUGUUAGACUUUUUGAUUUUAUUUUUUAAGUUUAAAACUCUUGACCUUUUUGCAUGGCUUUUUGCUGAAAAUGCAAAAAUAUAAAUUUUCUACAAAUUUAACUUUUUUAUAUUCAGAACACUAUUUCUAAGCUGCCUUCUCUUAUCUGCAUUGUGUUAGUGAGAGCAUAUCCAUACUUGCUUACAUCUUAUGAAUAUAUAAGGCACAUCCCCUUUUAUGCGUGGUUAGGAUUCUAUAUUUUUAAGCUAGUGCACUUGCACACAUGGUUUGCCAUACUUGUUGUAUUCUAGAUGUAACGUCUUUUCAUGUAUUAACAUUUUUAGAAAGUUAAAAGAACUGGAGUCCUCGUUUGGUAUCAGAGUAGCCUAUCUUCAGUCCAUACUGAUUCAGUAAUAUUCAAACUCCUUAUAUUCCUGAAACAUGUAUGGUUUUAUGAAAACUAACAUUUUAUGUUUUAUUUUCAAAAGUAAACGUUAGUGUUGCUUAUCGAUGUAUGUCUUCUUUUUGAAAAUGUUUUUCUUUGCAGUCUGUUUAAUGUUACCCUGUUUUUAGUGAGAAUCGGAGUGGUAUAUGACAAGCCCUGGCCCUGCAGCGUGCAAGCACUUUUAAAGAGAAUUUAGGUAAUACCAGAGUCCUAAAUAAAGGCCCCUUAAAAGUAAGUGCAACUCCCAUUCUUUACAUUCAAUAAGGCUGCUGCAUCUGUUAUUGAAUGGAAAGUAGCAACUUGUGGAAAAUUUGAGCUCAGUUUUGACUUAGAGGUAAGGAAUAGAAUUAUAAUCUUAACUGGUCAUAUCUACUUGUUUAUUUAGUACAAAAUAUUUAGUGGCACUGGGGAUGUAAGCCCUCAGCUUUUGUUUUAUUUACUGAAAGCUACUAGCAUGAAAGAUAGUAACCUCAAAGUUCAGAAUGGAUCAAGAAUAACUGUUUAAAAGCAUUUAUAGUAAGUGUUUUAGGAUUAGCCGCACCUUUCAACUCUUUAAACUCGAAGAAAAAGCAUAUAGUUGUCAAAAUUAAGCAAGAAUAACCAGGGAGUGGAUCAUUCAAACUGAUGCCAUUUUCUUCUGAGUAGACUCUAUAUAUGAUACAGACUAGAUCUACACUGGCAAAACUUGCCAGAUCUUAGGAUAUUGGUGCAAUAUUGCAAUGCCUUCUAUAUGGCUGUUGUGUAAAUUUUCUAGUUUCACUUUUUUUUUUUUGCUGCUGCCGCCACUGAAUAUAAAAUGGAAGAGUGAAAUCAUGGAAAUGUGAAGACUUGUUUCAUUUUUGCAAUUAAAAUAGACAACUAUGAAAAAAACCUGAUUUUAAAACUCUACAACUGGAGGCUAGAAACAGUCAGGUACAUAAGUAGUUUUUUAAAAAGCGAAACAUUGGGAUUGGCUUUAGAAAUCAACUUAAUAUUCUUUUGUAUAUGAGACUUAAAUUUUUAUUAAGUGGUCCUAUCAUUUACUUUCAGUUUCUAAAAAUGAAAUUCAGUAUCCUGUUUCCCAUGGUAAUAUGGGUAAAAGCCUUUUUCUACAUCUUAAAAAUCAUUUUUAGUCAUUUUACUUUUGAAAACUAGGAGUUAGAUUAGCCGUUUAAUUCUUUUUCUAAUAUAUUAGUUGGCUUAGUGUUUUAUAUGUGUGCCGUCUUGCUUUAAAGAAAAUAACAGUAACGUCUUCAUUAUUUUCCUCAUUGUUGUCUUUUGCUGGAAAAGACCGAGACAGGGAACCCCAUCAGGCUUUUACACUCCAGUGGUGGUUCUCUUUAAUUGCUUAGAUAUGACUUCGUAGUCCUAGUUAAAGUAAGAUCUGGGCAAACAAUUGAAUAUUCUUGGUCUUCAUUGUAAAAACACAAGGCCAAGAUCAAAGUUCAUGUUUUGGAAAAUUUGUGAAAUCUUUUAACUUGAACUAACUCUGGGUUAAGCUUCACACGUAAGUCAUGUCUGACCUGAUGUCAGCUGUAAUCAGUUUUGAGCUUUAAGAAUAGUUGUUAUUGCUUGGGUUCUGAAUGUAUGAGAAAACUCUUCUGUUUAUAUGUAGUGCUAAUUUAGCUUAUUUUAAAUCCAUGAUUAACUUACAUUCCCUUUUAAAAUUAUGGUUUAAUUGCUGAAAGAGAUUUAUUUUUGUUAUACUAUGGAAAAUUUUUUCAUAGAAUUUUUUUCAAGUUUAUUUUUUGUGUGCUUCAUUUGGAACCAUUUUUGUUUAUAUACAUUAUAUGUGCUCAAAAUAGUUUUUUUAAAAUUCAGUAAGAUUUAAAACUAUACAGUGUAAUUGCUGUGAUCUUUGUGUGUUAAUUUUCACUUUACAUUUUAAAUGCCAGACUUUACAAAAAUAGCUGAUUUUUGUUAAUUGCAUCUUAAUUAGAAACGUUUGUUCUCUUCCAUGUCUUUGACCUUCUAAGUUUUUAUUUUAAUCUGCUUAAAGAAAAUCCUUGCACUACAACCUUUUCAUAAAAUUCAAGAUUCUCACGUUGAAGGUUUUGUAUUGGAAGAAAUACUACUGGUUUUUAAAAAGUAAAGCUUAAUUAAUAGAAUUAUUAGCUUUUCUUGAGACAGCUUUCUCUGUGUCCUCGUUACUCUGUGUGAGUGUUACUAUAAUUUGUGAAAUAUCGACUGAGCCCUUCACUUAUCUUUCCUAAAGCAGCACCUUUGGACACCUCAUUCUGGGAAGCCUGCUCGAGUCAUAGUAAAGGACACACAUUUGUGUGGGGAGAAGUGGUAAAAAUGGUUUUGUCUUAAUUACAUGAAACUAAGCUUUAAAGUAUUUUAUAACAAAUUAUUUGAGCUGCAUUAUCUAAACAUGUCAGACGUUCAGUGGGACUAUUUUUAUAUAUGUAUAUGUGGUUGUAGGUCAUAACAUUUCAGUUUAUAAUAUAAAUUGUUAUUUCAGUUUAUAAGCUAUCUCUCAGAAAAGACUAGCUCUUUUGAGAAUACGUAAUUUAAAAUUUUAGACUGAAGUAAAACACAACAUAGAUAAUAGUGUAAAUUAGAUAUAAAUGAGGGCUAUAUGGCAGUAAAACUGCUCGUGCCAUUUUUCCUGUUUGCCUAUUAUACAUUUUUUAUUUUUUUUUGUACUCUGAACAUUUUUAGGGAUCAUACAUUCUAUCAGAUUAGAGUUGGUUUGGGGAUAAAUAUCUUCUAAAAAGAGAUUUAUCUUAAAAAUGAAAGUCCUGAAAAAUUAGUUUAUCAAGAGUUUAUAAAGUCAAAUAUUCAAUAGACAUAGACUGGAAUAGGUAAACUCAUGGAAGUCGUUUCCUUUCAGUAUACCAGUAUAACUUCAAUAUUACACGAGUAACAUUGAGAGAAUGCUGUCAGCUUUGUUUGUUCCUCCUUAAUGUUCUUAGAUUUUCUUUUUACAUCUUUGGGAACAACUACAUUAAAAACCUUAUUAAUCAGUAUAUCAGUAAGGAUUAGGUGUUUGCUUUCUGAAGGAAUGUUCCAGUGAGGUGAUCAGAGAGGUUAUUUUCUAUCUAACUUGUAUAUGCCCUAUACCCCUUGGGCAUAUUUUGUCUAUAGAAAAAAUAUUUUGACCUUUAGGUACAUUUUGGGCCAGUAGUCAAAUAAUCCUAGGGCCGAUUUAAAAAUCUUAGAAUAAUUUAAGGUUUGCCUUUUAUACCUGUUUUGGAAGCCUUUACAUUUUUGUCAGGUAAUUUUUCCCAAGCCGUGAAUAUAAUCUAUUCAAAACAUGUUUAUGCUAUCCAUUCUGUUUUUAAAUUGAAAAAAAAUGUUAAAAGUGUUUAUGAAGAAAAGUUUAAAUAAAAUAUUUUUAAUCUUUAAAAUAUACUUCAUCUCUUAUUAUUUUCUAUCUUGAUAUAAUCUAUCACUUUCAAAGUCACUCAUGACUUGAUUAACAGUAUACAUUUUGUUUUCCUUCAAUGUGCCAAGGAAGUGCCACAAAAAUGUAAUUUCUACCGAUGCUUUCAGCCACAGAUUGAAAUGAGAGCAUUUGAGUGAAAUUAUUUACACUUACAUGCAAUGGAAAUUUUAUAGUGAAGCCAAGUAAUUAAAGUUCCACUAACAGAGUUUUGCAGAAUGGAAAUAGAGAACUGAGAAAAAGCAUUUAUAAGCCCUCAAGCCUUAGUUUGGUGAUUUUUAGAUUUCCUUAGCAUUUUUGAUUCAUUGUUCUUAAAGGCAUUUCUGAAAUUAGGGAAUCUGGUAGAAAUGAAUCUGCUACAACACAAGCACUUGGAUAUAUUUAGGCACAUGUAUGCCUUCUUUAAAACGGACUCCUGAGAAACAUGGACAGGAUUCCCUGGAUCCUGGCCUCAAGCCACCUUUCCCGCCUCUUUCUGUCACUUCCCGCACUCUAUUCUGUUGUGAUCUUUGCUAAUUUCCAGCUUCAAAUCGCUUGCCUUGUUUCCCCUUCCCUGCUUGCAAAGUCCACUUAUUUUGCAAAGCCCAACUCAAAUGCGCUCCUCCCCUCCUGAAACCUGUUUUAUCUCUUCCAUUGAAUUAACUGCCUCUUCUAUGCUCAACACAUUUAUAGCUCUUAUUUCAUUUCAUUUUGCAUACUAGUUGGGUGUAAUUCCUUCCACAAUUAGAUCAUAGUCUCCUUGGAUGAAGGGACCUUCUUUUAUUCCUCUUUGUACCCUCAUAUCUAGCAUGAUACUUUUUGUACAUAAUAGGCACUGGGCUAAAUGUUUAUUGCUAUAUGAGUUACAAAAAGAUUCUGUAGGCAUUUGGAAGAGGGAGAUAAUAUAGUUCCUCAGGGUUUUUGUCUCUGCUUUUUUCUCAGUCUAUACAUUCCCUGUCCAGUUUCACCCACAUCUAUGGCUCCACCUACCACUUUUAUUCUGAUACCUGUUAAAUCUAUUUCUCAACCCAGAGUUCCAACCAUCUUCUGAACAUCUCUCACAUGUUUUAUUGGAAUCUCAAACUGGACAAGUGCAAACCUCAAUACAUUAUCUUCUCCCCCCCAGACCUGCCCCUUGUCCUGUAUUCCAUGUAUUAUUAUGUGGCGCUACCUUUGCCUUUCUCCCACUUCACCCCAACGUCUUCACCCACUCCUAUCACUUUAAACUCUCAACUGCCCUCACCUUGCCAUCCAUGCUGGCCUCCUGGAGCUUUCUCUCUGAUCUUCUACCUCCACAAUCCAUUUUCUACACUGCUUCCAGAGUGAAAUUUCAAAAGGUAAACCUGAUCCUGAGAUUCAACAGCCUUUAGUAAUCCCCCUUCACCGUGAGAAUAAGAUUCAGACUCCCUAGCAUGCCGUUCAUACCUGUUCAGUCUCUCUUGUGCCCUAUUCUCUAGCUAUGCAAGCUGCUGGGAGUUCCCUGAAUAUGCCAUGUUCUCUCCAGCCUCUCUGCCUUCACACAUGAUCUUUCCCUCUUCUUUUCCUGGCUAACCCUUUCUUGGCCUUCAAGAACCAGCCUGGGCAUCAUGGCCUUUGUCAUCUUUUUUAAAUGUCCCCUUGGUCUUACCAUAGCACCUUGUGGAUACCUAGACCCCACCUCCUCUAAAACUUGAUUAUAAAUGUCUUCUUUACCUUACCUUUAACUGUACUCAUUGAGGACAGAUGCUGUCUUUUUAUUUUCCAAGAGUCUGACUUAAUGUCUGGCAGAUGAUAAGUCUGCCUUAAUAAAAAUAGAACCCAGAAACUUGGAAGAUCACCAGUGAAGUACUGCUGGUGAGGAGGGGCAGCUGUAUUAGAGAGCUAGAUUGUCCGCCAAAAUUGACCUCCCAGAGGAAUUUCCCUCCAUUCAGUUUCCACUACCAUCCCUCCUAUGUCUAAAAGGUUGAUGCAUACAGCUAUCACAGUUGUCAACAGAUAGUUCUUCCCUUAAUAUCCAGUAUUUCUGACCCAGGCUGAAAAUGUCAAAUAAAACAAGACCAAAGGGUGUUUUGCAGAUCAUUAAUCCCCUGAAAUGCUCUUGGGGUGGGGGGGGGGAUAGUGUUCAGUGGUCACGAUAAUCUGAGGAAACCCUACAUAUCAUUUCUCUUUCUUAGAGAAUCUCAAACAUUAGCAUGUUAAAAGCCUCUGAGAAGUCCUUAUGUAAAUUCCUUUGAUUUUGUUUAGCUAGGUGUAAAUCAAACAUUUGACCACGGAGCUCUUUUUUUCAUGGAAUAUAUAUGAUCCAUGAAUGCUCUUGAAAAAACCUGGCUAAGGAGUAACUGAAAGAAAACAAGCACAGAGGACCACUGAUUCAGGCCCUCUGGUUUACAAAGUAGGACUUAACUCCUGCAGCUCCAGUUAGCUUCCAGGCUUGAAGUGAAAAUCUUGCCAAGGCAACAUUACCCUGGGGAUUUCACAUCCCAAGGAAGGUCCCACCUUCUCCCCCCAGGAGUAAGAUAAGUUUGUGUGAUUAAUUUGUACAACUUGUAUGAUUUAAGGAGCAGGACUUCCAGAAUGGCCAACUAAGGAGCUCAGCAAAUCCUCUCCCUAAAAAAAAAUGAUAAAAGUGAACAAACUUGUCAAAAAAAAUGUAAAGACUCUGGAAAUUGACCAAAGGCAUCCAACAACUUGAGAAGCACUUAUUCAAGAAAAUGUACUGAACCUCAGUAAGGACAGUGGGAGUCUGAUGUCUUAGCCUGGGGCUGUUCUCAUCCUAACUCCUUGUUCCCCAGCUCUGUGGCAUGGAAAUUCUACCAGGACCAUUGGAGGGGUCAGCCUUUCUCUGGAAUGGAGUGUGGAGAAUUCCAUGUGUCACUGUGGCCGACACUGCAGCUAGCCUGAGGUCUCAAUAGUGAUUGGGUUUAGCAAUAGACUAGUGGACAGACCAGGAGAUCUUGUGAAUGAGCUAUUUACUUUAACCCUGGUGGUCUAGGAAGCUGUGCUUAUGGACAAGUCUGUGUGUAACUAAGGGGAGAACUAAGAGGGCCCUAGCAAGCUACUUGUCCCUGGCUGGAUGUGAGGCCUUGCAAGCACAGAAAAUAAAAGCUGUAAUAGACUUGGAAACUGCACAGACUUUGAAUGCAUUCCCCAGGCCACACACAGAGAUUGCUCAGCAAAGGGCAGAAGCUUUACUGGCUCAAGGUGUUUAAGUGUAACUUCUGACCAAUCAUUGGCUGACCACAAAGCUAUGAUGACUCCGGUGAUCCCUGGGCAUCCCAGUUUAAAAAUAAAAACAAGAGUUAAAAAAAAA
Globicephala melas (long-finned pilot whale) is the source of this 9709-nucleotide messenger RNA. NCBI's taxonomy places the organism in Eukaryota, Metazoa, Chordata, Mammalia, Artiodactyla, Delphinidae. The record is from RefSeq and is a predicted model, not a curated record.